Molecule: messenger RNA, 1544 nt
Organism: Drosophila miranda
Lineage: Eukaryota; Metazoa; Arthropoda; Insecta; Diptera; Drosophilidae
Exons: 2
Coding region: 478-1320 (280 amino acids)
Source: RefSeq, a predicted model, not a curated record
CUGAAUGCCAGAUAGACAUCUGCCGUAUAGAAAUCGAAAAGUACACACUUUCUGGUAGCCCGUCGAUCGCGAGAGAUCUGAACAUGGAUGGGCAUCCAUCCGUGGGUGAGUAACGAAAACAUGUCAGAGGCACGGAGGCUGAUUACCAAAAAGACCCAGUCGAACGCAUAACAAAAUAUGGAUAAUGUUAAUUGCUGCUAGGAGCUUGAUCUGGGUGGGCAGGUCCAAGCAGAAGAUACGUCUGCAUCCCAUUGGGGCACGCCAAUUCUUUCCGUUUGAGUGCGCCACCUCCACCGACGCCGGCUUCGACUUCGGCAUGAUCGCAAUUUAUAAAAGCAUCGGCGGACCAGCGAUUUCGCUGCAGUAGCAUCCAAAGAUUGCUGGCGACUGGCAGCAUCACUCUGUUGAUAAGCAUCGGUCUACAGGAUUAUCAUUAGGAUACACACACACCCACACACACACACACACACGCACACAAUGAAGCGGUUCGAGUGGCUGCUGAUCCUAGCGUGCAUCGCGUCCUCCACGGCGGCUACUACCCAACGACGACGGCGGCACAGCAUCGUGGAGGCGGCACCUACCACCGCCAGCAACAGCGAUUGGAGCCUGGGACUGGGACUCGGUCCGGAGAUGAGUCUGGUGCGACGAGUGUACGAUGAUUGUCAGGACAAGAACGACUUCAUUGGCUGCCUCAAGCAGAAGGCGCUGCACGCGCUGUCGCGCGCCCUCGACCAGGAAUCCAUUAAGAUCAUGGAUGGCCUGGUGCUGGAGAAGCAGAACCAGACCGACACCGAGAGCAUCCUGGGCUCCCUCACGGAUGCCCGGCAGUUUGGCAGUCUCUCCCCCAUAGACCGCGCUCUGCUCGCCAAAGCCGACAAGCUGCUGCGGACCCACACGCUGAAGCUGGACAUGGACAUGGGCAUGGGCAUGGAGUCGGGCAUGGCGGUGGGACGCGGCCAUGAUAAGAAGAAGAAACACAAGGAUGGUGGCCACAUCAAGUAUGUGAUUGCCGCCUUGCUUACGGCCAUGGGUAUCGCCGGUCCGCUGGGCCUCAAGGCCCUGGCGGCGAUCGCUGGCAAGGCGCUAGUGAUCAGCAAGGUGGCCCUGACCAUAGCCGGCAUCAUAGCGCUGAAGAAGCUCUUCUCGCACGACCACAGCGAAGAGACGAGCUUCCAGGUCCACGCAGGCGAACACAAUAGGCGCAACACCUACGUCAUUCGACCCGUGUCCAAAACGAACGCCGGCAUGGGUGUGACCGCAGCCGGUGGCAGCUCUUCGGUGGAUCCAUAUCGCUACUACUACGAGUCCCAGAUGCAGUAACGAGUCCUCGCUUCCGCGGAUGUUUGGAGAAAUCUUCGCUCAUGGCAGCGGAGUCUUGAAGCAGCUAAACUACCAAAGAUCCAAACCGAACCGCGCCUGGCAAACAGCCUGGGAAAGCAGGCCCUAACCUUAUAGUAGAUCUUAAGUUUUAGGAUAAUCUAUUUUACAGUUGAAGCAGCGACGUGCCCUCAGCGGAGGAACCCAGUUAUUAGGCAGAGAGCCCU